AUGACCAUUCCUAGGGUAUCUACCAGAAACACCUUUCAUCAACUACCUCCCCUUAGAUCAUCAUCACUCCGCAAUUAUGCAACUUAUAAACGAUUUAACGAUAAUGGCUCAUCACGUUCAACUCAAUUCAAUUAUUUAAACCUCCUAACGAAUAGAAGAACACUUUACUUUGCCGGUGGAUGUCUUGGAUUCUAUGUUUACAACUUACAUGAAGCCCCUGUAACUCAUCGAUAUAGAUUCAUAUGGAUUCCAUAUUGGUUAGAAUCUAAAAUUGGGGAUUAUUCUUAUCGACAAAUCCUUUCACAAUAUCAAGAUCAAAUUAUACCUCAUUCGAAUCCAUUAUAUGCUAGAAUUGGGAAUAUCAUGAAUAAACUCUUGACGGUAGCGAUUGAACAUAAUGAUAAUGAAUCACAACGUCAACAUUUAAAAAAUCUUCAUUGGUCGAUAAAUAUCAUUAAAGUUGAUAAUGAUAAAUAUCCUCCAAAUGCUUUCAUAUUACCUAAUGGGAAGAUCUUUAUCUUUAGUUCGAUUCUUGAUAUUUGUAAGAAUGAUGAUGGUUUAGCUACUGUAUUAUCUCAUGAAUUAUCCCAUCAAUUGGCUCAUCAUUCAAGUGAACAAUUAUCAAAACAACCUUUUUAUAUCUUAUUAUCCACCAUACUUUAUUCGAUCACUGGGAUUUCAAGAAUUAAUGAUCUUUUAAUUAAAGGAGUUUUAGAAAUGCCAGCUUCAAGAGAAAUGGAAUCAGAAGCUGAUCGAAUUGGAUUGGAAUUAAUGGCAAAACUGUGUUUUAAUCUAACUGAAUCUGUUAAAUUUUGGGAACGUAUGCAUCAAGCUGAACAAAGUUUUAAUGGAAUGGGUGAUUCAAAAUUAUUACAAUUCUUUUCCACUCACCCUCAAACUGAAAAGAGAAUUCAUGAUAUUCAACAUUGGUUACCUGAAUUAGAACAUUUAAAGGAAUCAAGUGGAUGUUAUGAAUAUCAAUUUGGUAAAUUCUCUGAUUUUAGUAAGAAUUUCUUUAAUCGUUGA
This is a messenger RNA of Scheffersomyces coipomensis, 1026 nucleotides long. RefSeq names its product metalloendopeptidase. The record is from RefSeq and is a predicted model, not a curated record. Gene Ontology annotation, molecular function: metalloendopeptidase activity. Bases 1 to 1026 code for a protein of 341 amino acids. Gene Ontology annotation, cellular component: mitochondrial inner membrane. Gene Ontology annotation, biological process: mitochondrial protein processing; protein quality control for misfolded or incompletely synthesized proteins. NCBI's taxonomy places the organism in Eukaryota, Fungi, Ascomycota, Pichiomycetes, Serinales, Debaryomycetaceae. The transcript has a single exon.